Ilex paraguariensis (yerba mate) is the source of this 3107-nucleotide messenger RNA. The record is from the annotation of a GenBank genome assembly. Lineage: Eukaryota; Viridiplantae; Streptophyta; Magnoliopsida; Aquifoliales; Aquifoliaceae.
AUGUAAAGCUUUGGGCAGCAAAAGUCGAUGAAUUUUUGCUGGCAGCAACAAAGUUCUUGGAAAACGAUGUCAAUAUGAACAAGAGAUGCGUCAGUUGGUGGUGUCCCAAUUUGAUCAUUCUGUACCGACUAGGUAAAGAAGCUAAAAAGAGGACACCGGAGGUCACAAAUCUACAACAAAACGGCAUGUUCAAUACUAUAUCCAACCCUGCACCUCUCUCAGGGAUAUUGUCCAUGUCCUCUGGAAGUUUUGUUGCCUUUGGAACAAGAAAAAGUGAUAUGAUGAAGGUCAUGGGGGCAUUGAAUGAAGCCAACGUCCACCUAAUAGCGAUACAUGGCAUGGGGGGUGUGGGUAAGACCACAUUAGUCAAGGAAAUUGGCAAAAAAGCCAAAGAAGAAAAACUUUUUGAUGAAGUUGUAAUGGCCGUGGUAUCUCAGAACAUAGACAUAAUGAAAAUGCAAGACCAAAUAGCAGACAUGUUGGGUCUGCAAUUUACCCAGCGAAGUGUUCCUGGAAGAGCAAGUCAGUUACGCGAUAGACUGAGAAAUGUGAAUAAGAAGUUGAUAAUCUUGGACGACGUCUGGGAUGGAUUUAAAGUGGAGAACAUAGGCAUUCCAUUUGGCAAUGAUGAUCAUAAAGUUUGCAAAGUUCUUAUCACAACCCGACGCAGGGAAGUAUGCAAUUCCCCUGCCAUGGGAAUGGGAAACCAAUUAGAAAAAAUCAUUACUCUUAAUGUCUUAUCUGUAGAAGAAUCUUGGGACUUGUUUAAGAUGAAUGCUGGUGAGGCUGUUGACUCCCCAAGAUUGACCAUGGUGGCAAAGGAUGUUGCCAACGAAUGUCGAGGUUUGCCUAUAGCACUUGUUACAGUUGGAAGGGCAAUGAGAGGGAAAGUUGAUUCUGAAGAAUGGAAAGAGGCAGUUCUAGAACUUAGAAUAUCAGCACCAGCAAACAUUGAUGGUGUUGACAAAAACGUGUUCAAAAGUCUCAAGCUGAGCUAUAAUUACCUACGAAAUGAUGAAGCCAAGUCUUGCUUCUUGCUUUGUUCUCUGUUUCCUGAGGAUGGCAAUAUAUUGAUAAAAGAUUUGGUACGUUAUGGAAUAGGAUUGCGGAUAUUUAAGGAUGUUGAUAACGUGCAAGAAGCUAGACGCAGGGCAAAAGUCGUGGUCAAUAGGCUCAUAGAUUCGUGUUUGUUAUUACAAGGCCAUAAAGAGGAGUUUGUCAAAUUGCAUGAUGUUGUGCGGGAUGUUGCCAUAUGGAUUGGAUCUGAAAAGUAUUUUGUAAGAGCUGGUCAAAAUUUGAAGGAGUGGCCAAAUGUUGAAAGACAUUACACUGGCAUUUCACUGAUGUGGAAUGACAUUGAUAGCCUCCCCCCUGUCUGGAAGAGCCCAAACCUCCAGAUGUUGCUUUUGCAAAAGAAUCUCCAAUUACUUUGGCCAACUGAAUUCUUUAGUGGGUUGGAAGCACUUAAAGUGUUGGAUCUAAGUCAUACUAGAGUUAAUCUUUCUAAGGUUCUUGGCAUUAAUCACCUAGCAGGUCUACGGACAUUGGUCCUAGACGAUAUGACCGUGCCUGUGGACACUAAAUUUCUUGGACAUAUGAAGACUCUUGAAGUUCUUAGCCUCAAAAAUUCUGUUUUGCCUAGUCCACCAUUGGAACUUAGGGAAUUGAGCAAGCUGAGGUUACUGGAUAUGAGUGCUACUCGGCACAAUUCACUCAUUCCAGCGGAUGUGAUGUUAGGUCUAUCCCGAUUGGAAGAGUUGUAUAUGUUUAACACCUUCAUCAAUGAGGAACCUAAACCUGCAGUUGAAGUAGCUGUAGUAAACUCUUUCCCUCACCUAUCUGCCCUAGAGAUUUCAAUAACGGAUUCUAGAAUUUUGCCUCAGGACUUCAUAUUCCCUGAUGUGAAAAAUUUUAGAAUUAAAAUGGGUAAUGGUGGUGGAUUUGGCAACACAGAAUGUUUGGGGCUCUUUGAUUUGGACGCAAAUAUGCCUUGGUGGAAAAGGAGCUUGAAGAACCUGUUGAAAAGAACAAGUGACCUGAAAACAAAUAAUAUAAGAAACAUGAAGAACAUUUUUCCAUACUUAUUCUUUGAUGGAGAUGUUUUGAACCUUGCAGAGCUUCUAGUGGUUGAGGAAUGCAGAGAGUUUGAGUACUUGAUCAAUAGGGAUGAGAAAAUGGAGAUAGCAAUUCCAUUACAUGAGGAGGAGCGGAAUCCGCUGCAACUGUUCCCUAACCUUGAAGAAUUGAUACUUUAUGGUUUGGAUACCUUAAAAGGGAUAUGUCAUGGUGCAAUACCUUCCAGCUGGGAGAUAAUGUCCAAACUGAAAGUCUUGGAUGUUUCGUAUUGUUGUCAAAUGUCUAGUCUUGGUUUUCAUAUCAAUUUGCUUCAAAGGCUACAAUUUCUUGAAAAACUUGAUUUAUUGGAUUGUUCUGCGUUACAGCAUGUGUUUGAGGGCCAAAGUGAUGAUGGGCAGGUUGCCGUGGAUGAAGGAAAUGAGUUGAGUCUGCGUGAGAUAUCGCUAAUAGACUUGCCUAGUUUGAAUCAAAUAUGCAACUGCCCGGGUCGAAUCGUACACCUCCACAACCUGAGACAUCUCGACAUUAUAAAAUGUAGGAGGUUGAAAAAUCUCUUCCAAUCUUCCGUUGCCCAAACUCUUCAGAAACUGGAGAUACUGAAGGUAUAUGAAUGUGAAGAAAUAGAGGAAAUUAUUGCAGUAGAGAGCGAAGAGCAGAAAGUGGCGGAGAAGAUUGUAUUUCCUUGUCUCAAAAUUCUAGAACUCAGAGAUCUUACCAACCUCAAAUGUUUCUGCAUGGGAGGCAUUCAUUUUGAAUGGCCGUCAUUGAACAGAUUAUAUGUUGGAAGGUGUCCAAAUAUGAAGACUUUUGUUGCAGCUGCUGCUACUAAUAGGACUCAAAGCAAUCCAAAACUGAAGAAAAUUAUUGUGGAUGGUUAUGUGAGUGUGGCAGAAGAGGGAGAGUCAGUAGACUUGAAUAUAGUUAUUCAAAGAGCAAUGUUAUAUGGACUUAAAAAAUAGAUUUAAAAAUUAAACUUGAUAGUUUCAAUCAUUGAUUUCACUGUAGGUCUCAGUAUUUAUUGGGACCCACUA